Capsicum annuum is the source of this 2723-nucleotide messenger RNA. RefSeq names its product gamma-tubulin complex component 4. The transcript has 16 exons. NCBI's taxonomy places the organism in Eukaryota, Viridiplantae, Streptophyta, Magnoliopsida, Solanales, Solanaceae. Gene Ontology annotation, cellular component: equatorial microtubule organizing center; centrosome; spindle pole. Gene Ontology annotation, molecular function: gamma-tubulin binding; microtubule minus-end binding. Gene Ontology annotation, biological process: microtubule nucleation; cytoplasmic microtubule organization; mitotic cell cycle. The coding region runs from base 212 to 2461 and encodes 749 amino acids. The record is from RefSeq and is a predicted model, not a curated record.
CUUGAAUAGCAUUAAUGGCCAAAUUUUCUCGACUCGCACUCCAACCCUUUCCCGCUUUUCUUCCACAUUCCAGCAACACAACAAUCCUCCAAAACUUCUAAAAAUCAAAAUUCAAUACAAACACACACACUCUCUCUCUUUCUUCAGUUAAUUAGUAUUAAUUAUAAAACAAUUCAAUUCAAUUCACCUUUACCAAUUUUGUUCAACAAUUAUGCUGCACGAACUCUUACUGGCCCUCUUAGGUUACACGGGAGAUCUCAUCAUCGACGUUAGAGAACAACAAGAACAAACCGGGACCCACAUUCCCUUAUCACCAGAUGCACCCAUUUCUCAUCAACACACUUUUAAGCUUGCUCCUGAUAUCUCCUUCAUUCAACCCAGUGAAAGGGAUGUCAUUGAGAGGAUUAUUACUCUAGGAUUUUACUACAGAGAGCUAGACCGCUUUGCAGCCAAGUCUCGUAAUUUAAGUUGGAUCAGGUCCCCGAAUGAGUCACCUCUGUUGAGGACAUCCCAACUAUUAAAAGGGAAAACAUCGAAGCACAGUGUGUACAGGAGGGCCAUUGCGAAUGGUAUUGUUGAGGUGUUGUCAGUUUAUAGGUCUGUUGUUCUACACAUUGAGCAAAAGUUACUGUCUGAUUCACUGCCUAUCGUGGCAACACUUACUCAAGGCCUCAAUAAGUUCUUUGUUCUUUUGCCUCCUCUUUUUGAGUUGAUUCUAGAGAUUGAACGCGAUAACAUUUAUGGUGGAAAGCUUCUCAACCUUUUACACAAACGUUGCCACUGUGGGGUUCCUGAAUUACAGAUAUGCAUUCAGAGGCUUCUAUGGCAUGGGCAUCAGGUCAUGUACAAUCAGCUUGCUUCUUGGGCGGUUUAUGGAAUUCUUCAUGAUCCAUAUAAAGAAUUCUACAUCAGCAGUCAGGAUGACAAAGACUCUGAACAGGAAUCAGCUCCACAGUUUCUUGAGAAACUGACGCGCUUGUCAGUCGCUGAUACGUCUUUAAAUGAUUGGCACUUGGGGUUCCAUAUUUCCUUGGAUAUGCUGCCGGAGUAUAUUACCUUGAAUGUAGCAGAAUCCAUUCUUUUUGCAGGAAAAGCUGUUAGGGUUCUUCGCAAUCCAAGUCCUGGUUUCCAAUUUAAGGAUAGUUCCUCUCAUCAGCAGACACAAAGAGGAUCUCAAAAGACCCAAGGAUAUACAACGACGAUUUCUUUCCAGAAUAACUCUUUGAAUAAUACCUUAAUUGGAGAAGAUUUACUCCCACAGGCAGAGGCAGAUAAAAUUGAAUCUAUGCUUCAAGACUUGAAGGAGUCGUCUGAAUUCCACAAAAGAUCAUUCGAGAAUGCCAUUGACACAAUAAAAACAGUUGCAGCCAGUCAUCUGUGGCAGCUUGUUGUUGUGCGUGCUGACUUAAAUGGGCACCUAAAGGCUCUUAAAGACUAUUUUCUCUUAGAAAAAGGUGAUUUCUUCCAGAGUUUCCUUGAGGAGAGUCGCCAGCUGAUGCGUUUACCACCUCGCCAAUCUACUGCAGAAGCUGAUCUUAUGGUCCCAUUUCAACUAGCUGCUUUAAAGACCAUAGGUGAAGAGGAUAAAUACUUUUCAAGGGUGUCUUUGCGGAUGCCAUCAUUUGGAAUCACUUUGAAACCCUCACCAGUUGAUCUGUCCAAGGUAAAAGUGAAUAAAGAUGGAGACUCGGUGGGGCACCCAGAUGCUUCUUUGGAGGUGUCUCUUGAUGGAUGGGAUGGCAUUUCCCUUGAAUAUUCUAUUGACUGGCCAUUGCAGCUGUUUGUUACGCCAGAAGUUCUAUCCAAGUAUCAAAGGAUAUUCCAGUAUCUCCUCCGUCUUAAAAGGACACAAAUGGAGUUGGAAAAAUCAUGGGCUUUUGCUAUGCAUCAAGAUCAUAUUGACUUUGCUAAACUUCGAAAUGACUCUAGAAAGUCAUCUGUGUCCCAGCAUCGAAGGCAACGCCUUAGACCAAUGUGGCAUGUUAGAGAGCACAUGGCCUUCUUGAUCAGAAAUCUUCAAUUCUAUAUUCAGGUUGAUGUGAUAGAAUCUCAGUGGAACGUUUUGCAAUCUCAUAUUCAGAAUUCUCAUGAUUUCACGGAACUUGUGGGCUUUCAUCAAGAAUACUUGGCCGCUCUGAUUUCACAAUCUUUCUUGGACAUUGGUUCUGUCUCGAGAAUUCUGGAUGGAAUAAUGAAACUAUGCUUGCAGUUCUGUUGGAAGAUCGAAAAUGACGAAAGCAAUAGAACUACUAGUGAGCUGGAGCACAUAGCUGAGGAGUUCAACAAAAAAUCAAACUCCCUAUACACAAUACUCCGAAGUAGCAGGCUUGCAGGGAGCCAGAGAGCCCCGUUCCUUAGACAAUUUCUUUUGAGACUCAAUUUUAAUUCCUUCUUUGAGGCAACUGCAAGAGGGGUGCUCAAUGUUGUCAGCCCUCGCCCACCCGUAUCUGUUCUGCAGUGACAAUUUCUUCUUAAAGCCCACAACAAUGUAGUUUGCUGUAACCCUUGCUUUGCCUGCCAGUUUUUUUUUUUUACUUCGCUCUGUGUGCGCGCUGUUAGAAUUGAGGUAUAGUUGAUUGAUUAUUUGAACGACUGUUAUAAGCAGUAAGGGCAUCUUGCCACCUUUCCCUUCAAUGUUAACCAAUCCCUUGCAGUAUGUACAAAUUACAAUGUAAUGGAGAAGAGAAGUAAAGGUUUUCAUAGUAAGGGUUAGGUUAGCAAAA